ACCCGUGCACAAUCCCCGCUGCUCCUUUACCAGAGUAAAGUUCACCCCCAGUUGGGUGGGCGUCGGAAGCCAUGGAGGACACGUUCAACCCGGACAGCCUUGCAGUCGGACCCAACUUAUCCAGCAUCGCGAUUCCUGGGUGGAACUUGAACAUUUCGUCCCACGGGGCUACUCUGGGGCAGCCUAGUGCGCGGACCCUGUCGGCGGGCGCGAUCCUGCUGCUAGCGCUGGUGGGCAACGGCUUGCUCUUGCACAGGCUGCGCUGCGGAGGGUGCUGCUGCGCGGCCCGCUUCGGACGGCGGCGCAAGAUGGAUUUCCUGCUGGCACACUUGGCCAUCGCCGACCUCUACGGAUGCGGGCUGGUGCUGCUCUCCCAGCUUCCGCCGGCCGACGUGGAGCCGGGGCAAGCGGCGUGGCCUGCAGAGGACGCCACUUGCCGCCUCCUGUGGUUCCUGCAAGGCUCCGGGCUGCUGGCGCCCUCGCACAUGCUCGUCCUGAUCGCGAUCGAGCGACACCACAUGGUGAGGGGCCCCGCGCACCCGCCGCUCUCUUUCCUGCCCUCCCGGGGCGCUUUGGCGGCGCUGGGGUGGCUGCUGGCUCUGCUGCUCGCCUUGCCGCAAGCCUUCGUCUAUCGGCUGGCACCUCUCGAGUCCGGGGGCCGUUGCCUCAGCAUCUUCGCACAGCGGCCCCGCUGGCACGGCCAGACAUACGCCGUGUACUGGGCCGUCGCGGGCUUCGUGGCGCCCGCCUGCCUCCUGGGCGGGACCUGCGGCCGCAUCCUCAGCACGCUCGGCGGCGCACCCGGCGCCAAGGACGACGACGACGCCGAGCCGUCGCGGGGGGCAGCGGGCAGCGCCCGCCACUACGGCGCGGAGCUUCCCGGCGCCUCCGCCGCUCCUCGCCCGCUCUUGCUGCGGCUCCUGCCCGUCGCCAAGUGCGCGCUGUCCUCGCCGCCUGCGCCGCGGAGCCUGCCCCGCGCGCGGGCCCGGGCGCUGCAGCUAACGCUGGCGCUGGCCACGCUGUUCGCGCUCUGCGGCUUCCCGCGCUUUCUCCUGGAGCUCGCCUUGGCCUUCGCCUCCUCGGAGAGCGGCGGCGGCGGCGCCGACGAAGCGCGGGCGGCCCUGGGGAGCAUCAUGGCGGCCACCAACAGCGCCCUCAACCCCUACGUGUGCCUCUUGUUCCACAGCCACGGCCCGUGGGCGCGGCGCCUCCAGCGCAGGCUGUGCCGCUGCCCUAACGGGCAACCCCGACGGCGGGCUCGCCACCGGCAUCGCCCGCCGCCGCCGCAAGCGGCUGCCGAGCGCCCUGGACGCUGGCUGUGUCCUUGCCAGACCAAGCCGCCCACCGUCUCCACGGUCGUCCACCUCGAGGCGGGAAGGAAGAACCAGGAGAGAACAUAUGGAGAAUGAGAGCACAGGAAGGACGGUGAUUUAAAAAUACAAACUUCAUGAAGAGAGAGGGGGGAAAUUAAGACAGUUGGAACAAGAAGUAGUCAUGUCCAACAAGGAAGUG
Lacerta agilis (Sand lizard) is the source of this 1512-nucleotide messenger RNA. RefSeq names its product G protein-coupled receptor 150 (gene GPR150). NCBI's taxonomy places the organism in Eukaryota, Metazoa, Chordata, Lepidosauria, Squamata, Lacertidae. Gene Ontology annotation, cellular component: membrane. Bases 72 to 1409 code for a protein of 445 amino acids. Gene Ontology annotation, biological process: G protein-coupled receptor signaling pathway. Gene Ontology annotation, molecular function: peptide binding; G protein-coupled receptor activity. The transcript has 3 exons. The record is from RefSeq and is a predicted model, not a curated record.